AUGCUAGACGAUGAAUUGGACGAGGUGCCCCCCGAAUUUUUGAGACCCGAGGACUCUGCUCCAUUUGGAUUUGAAAUCUACGUAUUGCGUCAGUUUGCUAAUCCAUUUCGUUUGUCAUGGGUGCUAAUACGCUUGGGCUACGAGCCAUUUCCACCGGUCAAGUUUCACUCUCCGUUGGCGUUGCUCGGUUGGUCUUCGCCCAUUUUGGUUUAUCCGAAUGUGUUCCAAUAUGUGUACUACACUAUCCGAAAUUUGGGCUUAUGGCGCGUUAUAUCCACCGGUGUAUUUGCUAGCGCGUGUGUGGAUUUCAUUUCACAAUUAUUUCAUCGCGCCUCUCGCUACCGUUCUAUUGUGUGGCAACGAUGGUUAAACAGGUGUGAAACGACACAGACCGCUUCUUCUGAAUGGAAUUUGGACACUCGUACUGCUCAGCGCAUUAUGCCUUUUCAAAUAGAAAGACAAAUGGAAGAAGCUCAGCCAUUUCUCUUUCUGACUAUGCUAUUUGAGGCCACAUCGAUCAAAGUCUGGGAGGUCCUAAUAACCCAUCCUUUCUACGGUUAG
Molecule: messenger RNA, 561 nt
Organism: Echinostoma caproni
Lineage: Eukaryota; Metazoa; Platyhelminthes; Trematoda; Plagiorchiida; Echinostomatidae
Source: the annotation of a GenBank genome assembly